AGGAGGAUCAAACCCUUUGGCAACUUUUAUUUGGAAGUAGAAACUGUAAAGUCAUUGGCUAUAUGGCAAGUUAUAGGCCUACUUCAGUAGUAGAAGUCUAUUUAGAAAACGGAGCACGCAAUAGCCUGUUUCAUGACGGACAUAAGACGGCGUUACACGUGGUCAGUAUCAGCAUCGAUUCAACUUCACUCACUGGUCUAAGAAACAAUGAAGAUGGGAACAGCAUUGAUUUAUGACGAGGAGAUGACCAAAUACAAGCUACUCUGGGUUGACCCUGCAUGUAAGAUCGAGGUACCCGAGCGUCUGAUAGUGAGUCAUGAUGCUUUGGUCAAGAACGGCCUAGCUGAUCGCUGUGUCACUGUUCCUGUCCGCGAGGCGACAGAGACAGACAUUCUGCUGGUUCACAGUGAGGAGUACUUGGAGGCAGUGAAGAAGACUCCACAUAUGACUCUGGAGGACCUGAAGGAGUUCACCCAGCAAUAUGGUGACGUCUACUUCCACCCAAACAUCUAUCACUGUGCCAAGCUGGCUGCAGGGGCCACACUGCAACUAGUGGACAGUGUUAUGACCGGGAAGGUGAGGAAUGGCAUGGCCCUGGUCAGACCACCAGGACACCACAGUAUGCGCAGUGCUGCCAGUGGAUUCUGUGUGUUCAAUAAUGUGGCCAUAGCAGCUCAAUAUGCCAAGCAAAAAUAUGGGGUUGAAAGGGUGUUGAUAGUUGACUGGGAUGUACAUCAUGGUCAAGGGGUGCAGUACUGCUUUGAAGAUGAUCCAAGCGUGCUCUACUUCUCAUGGCACCGCUAUGAACAUCAGAAAUUCUGGCCUCAACUUAAAGAAUCAGACUACAACAGUGUUGGCAAAGAGAAAGGGGCAGGAUUCAAUAUAAAUGUACCAUGGAAUAAGGUAGGAAUGAAGAACAGCGACUAUCUUUCAGUCUUCUGUCACGUCCUUCUGCCAGUCGCAUAUGAGUUUUGUCCAGACUUGGUCCUGGUGUGUGCAGGCUUUGACUCAGCCAUCGGCGACCCUGAGGGUGAAAUGUGUGCCAGCCCAGACAUUUUUGCCCACCUCACUCACCUCCUGAUGAACCUCGCAGGAGGGAAACUGUGUGCUGUGCUGGAGGGAGGAUACAACCUGACUUCUCUCGCACAGUCUGUGUGUCAAACAGUGCAGACCUUGCUUGGAGAUUCUGCGCCUCGACCUGCAAACCUCAAUGGUCCCUGUGAAAGUGCACUUGAGUCCCUUCACUGUGUCCGGUCAGCUCAUAGGCGGUACUGGUCCUGCCUCAAACAUGCAGCUGAACUACCCACCUCUGAUAUUAGCACAAAGCGCAUUAAAUUAGCAGAAGAAGAAGAGGAGAAAAGCGUAGAGGAAAAGCUGUGGCCAGAUCCUCCAAAAAGAGUCACUCCUCCUAUCCGCACUGCUUUGGUCCUCCCUGAUGGUGUGGCUUGCCCAGACGGAUGUUCACGCUUCAGCUCAUCAGAGGGUCCUGACGCUGUCAUAGUCAGCAGACUUAAGGAGAAUUUCCUCAAAGAUACGGAUGACCGCGAUGCUCUCACAACCCUCUCCAGUCUUAUUGCCCUCUUAGAGAAAAUGGAGAAGAAUGAGGUCUGCAGUGGCUUGGCGCUGGUCCGUGACGUCUCCAUGGCGAUGACUUGUGUUGUCCAGCAUGCUGCAGCUGCUCCCAGCGACCGGGUUUUGGUUGUGUGUGUUGGAGAUGCGGUGGUCCCGAGUCACGGAACAGAGGACGGCAAAACACUCCUGGUGCAGUUCAGCAACAAGCAGUCAGAGGAACAGAAAAGCAAAUAUUACAUUCCUGUGUGUCUGAAGAAGGGCUGCAGUGACAUGUCAGGGUUCACACAGGCCGUGUUGGGCCUCCUCCUGCCUCUGGGAUACGAGUAUGACCCAAGUCUGGUUCUGUUAGUUCGGACACCAGAUAGUGGGUUGUGUGACGGAGUGUGGCAACAACUAACAGGCCUGCUGCAGGGCCUGGCACAAGGACACACACUGGUACUCAUGCAGGAAGGUGAGAAGGCAUGUGUUGGCCCCACAGCCUCCUCUCUCCUCGGGGGCGCUGCCCCCCCGCUGGGGCAGCUAAGUGCUCCUCUACCAAAAGAUGUGGCGGCACUGGAAAGGCUGAGACACAUACUCCAGGCAGACUGGAAGCUUCUGCAGACUACAGCACCAGAAACCGGAGGAGGUGAUGAGUGCUGAAGCCGAUCCUGCACCUUUUUGUAAAGAAAUCAGUUGAAGCACAUCAAUCAGAAUGGCUAUAUAAAAUGUUAUUGUCUAAACUGAGUUUUUGUUAUACACAUUUUUAAUGUUUUUUAAAAAUGCAUAAUCUAAAUGAAUCACAAAAUUGUCAGAUUGAUUUAUAGCGUCUUUUGAUGCAUAGACACAACACAAUCUAAGUUCUUUAUCUUCUCUGGCUCCGUAAAUGAUUUAUUGUUUACAUCAGUAAAGUCUGCAUUUCCUGGACAAAUACAGGCCUUGAAUUAUGAUGAGAUGACAAACACAAAUGGUUUUCCCAUCAAUAACUCCAACUCUUAUUCUUUUAUUAAUUUACCUCAAAUCUAUCUUGUCAGAAGUUAACAUUUACUCAUUAAUUUGUUGUCACCCAGUGAUUAUUACUGUUGGUAAUUUUGUAAUUCUAAAUAAUAUAGUAGGCUUAUCAAGUAAUUAUGAAUGAAGGGUUAAUGUGUCAUUUAAAUAUUGGCUAUUUCAAUUAUAUUUGAAUAUUUUAUCUCAAAUUUUGUAUACAUGAUUUCCAAAUUGUACAUUCUAAAUAAUGUCUGCGUUGAUCUUGUUACAAACCUGCCAGUAAUGUCCCAUAUGUCUGCAUCCAACAGUAUCUGGAAAAGAUGGAGACGGAGGGUAUAGAAGUACAUUUACUCAAGGACUGUCCUUAAGUAGAGUUUUGAGUUUCGCAUGUAACUUCCCUAUUUCCAUUUUAUGCUCCUUUAUCCUUUUUCCAUUUUACUUAAAUGAUCACAAUACUUAAGUUCAUAGGAUUUUCAGCUGCAUCACAUGGUCUUCAUUUCUUGAGGUCCAGCAUCUUGAACCUUUGAGAUUAGUUUAUCUCCACCAGAUAAUGAUUCAUUUGUUUGAUGUCAUAUUUAACAAUAAAUUAACAAAAUGAA
Messenger RNA from Micropterus dolomieu (smallmouth bass), 3137 nucleotides. RefSeq names its product histone deacetylase 10 (gene hdac10). The coding region runs from base 208 to 2211 and encodes 667 amino acids. NCBI's taxonomy places the organism in Eukaryota, Metazoa, Chordata, Actinopteri, Centrarchiformes, Centrarchidae. Gene Ontology annotation, molecular function: histone deacetylase activity. The record is from RefSeq and is a predicted model, not a curated record. The transcript is spliced from 21 exons. Gene Ontology annotation, biological process: chromatin organization. Gene Ontology annotation, cellular component: histone deacetylase complex.